CCCCGCCCCCUCCACCUUCCCCUCCGCUCCUUUCGCUUUAACCAACACAUACAAUCUUUUCAUACUUCCCUACUUCCCUCCUCCCAUCUCUCGAGUACUCCUACUCCAUUGAAGCCAUGGAAGCCAUGGCCGCCCUGCUCCUCUUCGUCUUCCUCUUGCUCUUCCUAUGCGGCAUCUUCAGCUCCCUCAUUUUCCCCUUUUCCCAGCUCCUCUCAUAUGUCCGCUCCCUCUUCUCAAAAAAUGCUUACACAAAUGAUGAUACAGACAAGAAGAAAGAAAAAUUAGACCUCCAAACAAUCUUCUCCAGCUUCGAUACCGACAACGAUGGCUUCAUCUCAAGGGAAGGGCUGGCCGAAUCCCUCAGCCGGCAUGGCUUCCCUGCCACUGAAACUGAGGUUAGGAGCAUGAUGGAGAAGGUGGACGCCGAUGGCGACGGACUCAUUAGCCUCACUGAGUUCAAAGAGCUUUACUUCGGCAUGUGUGGAGAUGAGAAAGGAGAGGAGGAGAAGGAGCUGAGAGAGGCAUUCAUGGUGUUUGAUGGUGAUGGCGAUGGGCUGAUCACAGUGAAAGAAUUAAGCUUGGUGCUCAAAUCUCUGGGUCUGAAGCAGGGAAACAGUGACGACGACUGUAAGGAAAUGAUCAAAAGUGUGGAUUUUGAUGGGGAUGGAAAGGUCAACUUUGAAGAGUUCAAGAGGAUGAUGGCGAAGGGAGGGAAGAUAUUCUAAUUAUACUAUCUUUUUAUUCAUCUUUUUCUUUUUAUUUUCACUUCUGAUUUUUGGUUUUUAAGUGUUAAUUGGAGUGUUGAUAGAGUUUUGUCUGGUAUUGUACUUAGCCCCUCUGUUCUAUUUUAUCUGUGUGCCAGGCCCCCUAUUUGAACUUGAUGGUGAAUUAAGCAGAAACAUGUCUAGUUUUAAUUCUUUUAGUUUUUGCAUACUUGGGGGCUAUUUGGUGAUCUAUU
Phalaenopsis equestris is the source of this 958-nucleotide messenger RNA. Its product is annotated as calmodulin-like protein 7. The transcript has a single exon. The coding region runs from base 117 to 725 and encodes 202 amino acids. Gene Ontology annotation, molecular function: calcium ion binding. Lineage: Eukaryota; Viridiplantae; Streptophyta; Magnoliopsida; Asparagales; Orchidaceae. The record is from RefSeq and is a predicted model, not a curated record.